This is a messenger RNA of Rotaria sp. Silwood2, 1773 nucleotides long. The record is from the annotation of a GenBank genome assembly. Lineage: Eukaryota; Metazoa; Rotifera; Eurotatoria; Philodinida; Philodinidae.
AUGUCAUUUGUAAAUGGUUCAAUUGAAAUAAAUGAAAAAAUUUCAAGUUCAUCAUUGGAAAAAUUAAUUAUUUUAUUAAAACGAAUUAUUCGGUAUACAAAUCGUCAACGAAUAUUUUAUUUUAUUCCAUUAAUAUUAUUUGAAUUAUUAUUUCCAUUAAUAUUAUUUAUAAUAAUUAUUUUAUUUUCUCAUUAUUUAUUUAAUAAUAAUGAAAAUAAUUAUUUAUUUAAUAUAAAUGAUCAACAUAAAAAAUGUUCUAUUGAUCCAUAUAUAAAUAAUAAUACUUUUUAUGAUGAUUUAUUUUUAAAUGAAUCUUCAAAAUUAAAUAUAAUUCUACGUUAUUUAAAUAAAACAAAUGAUAAUUAUUUAUAUAAUGAAAUAUUAAAUGAUAUUAAAUAUAAAUUAAAAGAAGAUAAUUAUUUAUUAUAUAAUAAAACAAAUAUAAUACAAUGGAAUAAUUUAUCUGAAGAAUAUAAAAAAGAUGAUUAUUUAUUAAUUAAUUAUCUUAAUUCAAUAAAUAUAAUAAUUGAUAUUGAGAAAUUAACCAAUGAUUUUUUUUCAUAUUCAAUUAUUGUUAAAAUGUCUGAAUAUGAACAAUUUAAAGAAAAAUUUUAUUCAAAAAUUGAUUUUUCUUUUUUUCAACGACAUCAACAUCCAUCUGAACAAAUUGAUUUAUUCAAAAAUUCUUAUCCAUUAUAUAUUUAUAUUAAAAUAUUUAUUGAUUCAAUAAUAUUAAAUAAAAUAUUAAAUGAAGAUUUAUCAAUAAAUGAUUUCUUAAAUUAUCGUCGAAUCAGUUGUACAUCAUAUCGUCAUCAUAAAACCAUUCCAACACGUUGGUUAUUUAUAUUUAUGGAAAUUUUAUUAUCAAUUAUAUAUUUUAUAUUUUAUUUAAUUAUAACAAAUUCAAUUAUUCAAGAUAAUAAUAAACAAAUAAAAGAAAUUCUUAAAAUAAUUCAUAUACAACCAUUAAUUAAUUAUUUAGCAUGGACUUUAAGAUAUUUAUUUAUACUUUCAUUUAUUACUUUUUCUAUAACAGUUCGUGCUCGAGCAAUUGAAAAUCAAUGUUUUGUUGUGGCUGCUGCUCAAGUUGGUUGUCAUUAUAUGAAUCGUGAAUCUUAUGGACAUUCAUUGGUUGUUGAUCCAUGGGGAACAGUUCUUUUAGAUAUGAAUGUUGAUAGUCCAUCUGUUCGUACAAUUGAUAUUGAUCUUUCACGUAUUGAACAAGUUAGAGAAAAAAUGCCAAUUAUUGAACAUCGUCGACAUGAUAUAUAUACAUUAAUGUCACCAACAAUUAUUAUUGUACCAAUUGAUGAUAAAAGUGAAGAAAAAAUUCGUUGGGGUCAAUUAGAAAUAAAUACAAGUCAAAUAUUUUUUCGUUCAACAUUGACGUUAGCUUUAGUCAAUAAAAAACCAGUUGUACCUGGACAUGUACUUUUAUCGCCAAUUCGUUGUGUUGAACGAUUUUGUCAAUUAAAUUCCAACGAAAUAAAUGAUUUAUUUCUAUGUACACAAUUAAUUGCAAGAAAAAUUGAAGAAUAUUAUCAAGCGAAAUCAUUAAGUAUUGCUAUACAAGAUGGAGAAUAUGCCGGACAAACUAUUAAACAUGUUCAUGUUCAUAUUCUUCCACGAAAACCAGCUGAUUUUGAAGAAAAUGAUACGAUUUAUCAUGAGUUGGCUCAUCAUGAUAAAAGAAAACAAGGAUGGAGACAAGAACAAGAAAUGGCUGAUGAAGCAAAAAUUCUAAGAGAAUUAUUUUAUACGGAUAUGCAGUGA